AUGUCUUUUAGCAUCACAGCUUCAUGCCCGAGGGCGACUGCUCGUCAGUUCCUCGUGGCCUCAAGAGCCUUUUCCACUUCGGCUCAUGCUCUCGAACAAGUUCCUCCCGAGUCUCCCUCAUAUAUCCGCUUGCCUACACCACCCCAGUCCGAAGAGAAAAAGCUCCCCCGGGUCAGAGGCCACCUCCCCGUACCUCGAGAGAUCUUCCCUCGCAUGGAGGGUGACCGCAAGAUUCGAGCCGAUUAUAUCAAGCAAACCGUUCCUAAGCCGGCCCACAAACAAAAACCCAAGAACGAGACGCAAGAAUGGAAGCAAGCAAUGGCCAACUCCCGUCGGCAGAACCUGGAAACUGGUUUGAAGGAACUUUGGGUACGAAGGAACCGUCGUGACGCUGCUCAGAACGAGCGCGUGAGCCACAAGUUUCUCGAGAACCACCGGGCUGUUAAAGCCCCAGAGCGAGAGGACGAUCGCCUUACCCGAAGCACAGUGCUGAAGGCAGUUUUGGACACCAAGACAUACCCUGACCCUGGACGCUUCGCUCGUGCCAAAGAAAGCCGCGUCAAAGUCAAGGCUAUUGAGGAAGCUAAGCGCGAGGCUCGCCGCGAUGCGUUGAUGGAGCUCUACAUCAAUGCCUCCAACUUCAUUGUCAACGAGAGUGAGCUCAAGGAAGAGAUUGAGACCAUAUUUGCCGAAGACUUCUUCCACAAGCAAGGCUUCGACAUCGGCCGAUAUGGUUCAGCCCAGAACACAUGGGACGUCUGGGGCAAGCCAACAUCGAUUGGCAACAUGUUGGAAACCACAACAGGAGUAUCAACCAAGAUUAUGGACUUUUACGAAACCGAGUACGACCGCUCCGUCAAGCGACAGAAGAGAAUUGCGGAGGAGUUCACUGGUGGAAAGAUGGAAUAG
This is a messenger RNA of Fusarium musae, 909 nucleotides long. RefSeq lists its product as uncharacterized. Lineage: Eukaryota; Fungi; Ascomycota; Sordariomycetes; Hypocreales; Nectriaceae. The record is from RefSeq and is a predicted model, not a curated record. The coding region runs from base 1 to 909 and encodes 302 amino acids. The transcript has a single exon.